AAGUUCUGUGGACUUUUCUUCGCAGCGGCACCUGUCAGAUCUACAUCUUCCUUAUUGCUUGUAGAACGGGUGGAUCACGGUUUAGUUCAAUUUUAAACAACCAUGGCGGAUUCUUCGGGGACGACGCUCAUGGAUCUAAUAUCGGCAGAUCCGUCGCCAGUUCCGGCGACAUCAUCCUCAUCGUCUUCAUCGACGGCAGAGGCGACAGCGUCUCCAUCCGCCCCUCAACAGCCACAUCAUGCGUCGACCAAGACCACGUUGGGGGAGAAGAAGUCCAAGAGAGCGGCACUGAUGCAGAUCCAAAACGACACCAUUUCCGUCGCUAAGGCAGCUUUCAACCCCGUCCGUGCGAACAUUAUUUCUCACCAGAAGCAGAAGAAGAAGCCUGUAUCAUACGUACAACUCGCGAGAAGUAUUCACGAACUAUCCGCUACGUCUGAUCAAAAAAGUUCUCAGAGGCAACUGUUGCAUCACGUGUUUCCCAAACUUGCUGUUUACAAUUCCGUUGAUCCUUCUUUGGCACCAUCUCUUCUCAUGCUCGAUCAGCAAUGUGAGGAUCGGAUGGUCCUACGUUAUGUUUAUUAUUACUUGGCGAGAAUUUUAGCAGAUACUGGUUCCCAGGGUCUAAAUCCAGGUGGUGGGAUCCCUACACCCAAUUGGGAUGCUUUGGCUGACAUUGAUGCAGGUGGAGGUGUAACGAGGGCUGAUGUUGUACCGCUGAUUGUUAAUCAGCUUACAAAAGAGGCCACAAACACUGAUGUUGAAUUCCAUGCCAGAAGAUUACAAGCUUUGAAGGCACUUACUUAUGCCCCUUCAAGCAACAAUGAGAUUUUGUCCAGAUUGUAUGAAAAUGUGUUUGGCAUUCUUGCUAAGGUUGGUGAUGUCCCACAAAAGCGGAAGAAAGGAAUUUUUGGCGCUAAAGGCGGCGAUAAAGAGUCUAUCAUCCGAAGUAAUCUGCAAUAUGCUGCUCUAAGUGCUUUGAGGAGACUUCCUUUAGAUCCUGGAAAUCCAGCAUUUUUGCAUCAUGCUGCGCAGGGGAUUUUGUUUGCCGAUCCUGUUGCUGUUCGGCACUCUUUGGAAAUCAUAUCUGAAUUGGCCGUAAGAGACCCUUAUGCAGUUGCAAUGGCUUUAGGAAAGCUUGUUGCUCCAGGAGGGGCGUUGCAUGAUGUUCUUCAUUUGCAUGAUGUGCUUGCUAGAGUUUCUCUGGCCAGGUUGUGCCAUUCAAUAUCAACGGCGCGAUCGUUAGAUGAGAGGCCUGAUAUUAAAUCCCAGUUCAAUUCUGUGCUCUAUCAACUCCUGCUGGACCCCAGUGAAAGAGUCUGUUUUGAGGCAAUUCUAUGUAUAUUGGGCAAACAUGAUAGCACCGAAAGGACAGAAGAGCGAGCUGCAGGGUGGUAUCGUUUAACCAGGGAGAUUCUAAAGUUACCAGAAGCUCCAUCAAAUUCCAAGGACAAAUCUCAAAAGACAAGGCGCCCACAAGCGCUCAUUGAACUUGUAAUGAGAAGGUUGGAGAGUUCUUUCCGUAGUUUCUCUAGACCAGUACUCCAUGCUGCUGCUAGAGUCGUCCAGGAGAUGGGGAAAAGCAGAGCUGCGGCACAUGCUUUAGGCUUACAAGAUCUUGAUGAAGGAGCUUAUGGGAAUAAAUAUGAGACUGUGGAUUCAUUUGAUUCAGAUAUGAAUGACAGCUCUCAUCCUGAAGGUAUCCGAAGAGCCACUGGUGUAUCCAAUGCAGCUGGUGGCAAGGGUACAAUUGCAGGUAUGCUAGCUUCGCUAAUGGAAAUAGUUAGAACAACUGUGGCAUGUGAAUGUGUUUAUGUUCGGGCAAUGGUGAUCAAGGGAUUGAUUUGGAUGCAAAAUCCACAUGAAUCAUUUGAUGAACUAAAAUCCAUUAUUGCAUCUGAGCUUUCUGACCCAGCUUGGCCAGCAACCCUUUUGAAUGAUGUUUUGCUGACAUUGCAUGCCCGUUUUAAGGCGACGCCAGAUAUGGCCGUUACUCUUCUUGAACUUGCAAGGAUUUUUGCUACUAAAGUUCCAGGGAAGAUCGAUGCUGAUGUUUUACAACUUCUUUGGAAAACUUGUCUUGUUGGAGCUGGUCCUAAUGGGAAACACACCGCCUUGGAAGCAGUCACUAUUGUUCUAGACCUCCCACCCCCACAGCCUGGAUCAAUGUCCGGAUUUACAUCAGUAGACAGGGUAUCUGCAUCUGAUCCAAAGUCGGCUAUAGCAUUACAGAGAUUGGUCCAAGCAGCUGUGUGGUUCCUUGGGGAAAAUGCUAACUAUGCUGCUUCGGAAUAUGCUUGGGAGUCUGCAACACCUCCCGGCACUGCAUUGAUGAUGUUAGAUGCGGAUAAAAUGGUUGCUGCUGCCAGCUCCCGUAAUCCCACACUAGCAGGUGCAUUGACUCGACUCCAGAGGUGUGCUUUCAGCGGUAGCUGGGAGGUUCGCAUUAUUGCUGCUCAAGCUCUUACAACUGUAGCAAUUCGGUCAGGUGAGCCAUUCAGACUACAGAUCUAUGAAUUUUUACAUGCCUUGGCACAGGGUGGUGUGCAAUCUCAGUUAUCUGAAAUGCAUCUCAGCAAUGGAGAAGAUCAAGGAGCCAGUGGUACAGGACUGGGAGUUCUAAUAACUCCUAUGAUCAAAGUUCUCGAUGAAAUGUAUAGUGCACAAGAUGACCUUAUCAAGGAAAUACGCAAUCAUGAUAAUGCAAAUAAAGAAUGGAAAGAUGAAGAGCUUAAGAAAUUGUAUGAAACCCAUGAGCGGUUGCUUGAUCUUGUUUCACUGUUUUGUUACGUGCCACGAGCAAAGUAUCUCCCGUUGGGGCCAAUAAGUUCGAAACUCAUCGAUAUAUAUCGCACGCGACAUAAUAUUAGUGCAUCAGCCGGUUUGAAUGAUCCAGCUGUUGCCACUGGAAUUUCUGAUCUUGUUUAUGAAUCAAAACCGGCUGCUACCGAAUCCGAUACACUCGAUGAUGAUCUAGUAAAUGCUUGGGCAGUCAACCUUGGUGAUGUCCCAGCAGUGAACAGGGUCAACGAAUUUCUUGCUGGUGCCGGAACCGAUGCACCAGAUGUCGAUGAGAACAUCGUCUCUAGACAUUCUGUUAGUUACGACGACAUGUGGGCCAAGACACUUUUGGAGACUACAGAAAUGGAUGAAGAUGAUGCGAGGUCAUCAGGGUCGUCUUCUCCGGAGUCAACCGGAUCGGUUGAAACUUCCAUAUCAUCUCACUUUGGUGGAAUGAACUAUCCUUCAUUGUUCAGUUCUCGACCAACUACUUAUAGUAGUACUCCGAUUAGAGAAGAACCUCCACCAUAUACAUCACCUGAACGACACGAUUCAUUUGAAAACCCCUUAGCUGGCCGCAGUUUUGAUUCCCAGGAUGAUGAUCACAUGUCUUCCGGAAAUCCACAAUUCGGGACUGCAUUGUAUGAUUUUAGUGCAGGUGGAGACGAUGAGCUGAGCUUAACAACUGGAGAAGAGGUUGAGAUCCAGUAUGAAGUUGAUGGAUGGUUUUACGUGAAGAAAAAGCGUCCAGGGAGGGAUGGUAAAAUGGCUGGGUUGGUCCCUGUUCUUUAUGUCAGCCAAAGUUAACGGAAGCUUCUGUCUUUCGGCUUGUCUCGGGACAGCUCGGGUAACUCAAAUUCCCUCCAUUUGUUAAGAUUGAUUAUGUUU
Hibiscus syriacus is the source of this 3669-nucleotide messenger RNA. RefSeq lists its product as uncharacterized. The transcript is spliced from 2 exons. Gene Ontology annotation, molecular function: protein binding. Bases 103 to 3588 code for a protein of 1161 amino acids. Lineage: Eukaryota; Viridiplantae; Streptophyta; Magnoliopsida; Malvales; Malvaceae. The record is from RefSeq and is a predicted model, not a curated record.